This is a messenger RNA of Miscanthus lutarioriparius, 708 nucleotides long. Lineage: Eukaryota; Viridiplantae; Streptophyta; Magnoliopsida; Poales; Poaceae. The record is from the annotation of a GenBank genome assembly.
AUGGACGUUGUCCUUAUCGCCGUCUCGAUCGGCCUCGGCCUCGCGGUCCUGCUCCUCCUCCUCCUCCUUGGCUUCCUCCUUGGGUGGUUAUUGCGGAACUUCUAUAUGAGCACCACCAACCCGUCGUUGCUGCCGCUGCCGCAGGAGGAAGAGGAGGAGGAGGAGGAGGAGCGCCACCACCGGCGCCAUGAUCUGCAGGCUGCGCCGCCGACCCCAACCUCUUCCUCCUCCUCGCCGGUUCCCCGUCUCACACUCCGCCUCGGCCUGCCGGGCUCCGAGUCCUCCGACCGCAACUGGGACUGCUGCGAGGACGUCGCGGCCGUGCUCUCCCUCGGCACGCUGCCGGCUACCUCAUCCGCUAGCGUCUCCGCCAAGCGCGCCUUCCCAGACCCCGCCCACGCCCCGACGCUGUCAAGGCUAGCGACGACAAGCAAGCUUCCCCCCGCCGCGCCGCCGGCCACCAAAGCGCAGUUGGUGGGAUGGCCCCCCAUGUGGAGCUACCGGAAGAACACCCUCGCCGCGAGCGCCUCCAAGAGCAAGGUGCCGGCGGAGGAGGCCGCGUCCAGAGGCGGGCCCAUGUAUGUGAAGGUGAGCAUGGAUGCCGCGCCCUACCUCAGGAAGGUGGACAUCAAGAUGUACUCCAGCUACAAGGACCUCUCCAUGGCGCUUGAGAAGAUGUUCAGCUGCUUCAUCACUGUUUUUGCAUAG